CAAAACCCGGAAAAUAACAAAAGAGUUGUGCGUUUCUUCGGAACAGUGGAGAAGUGAGUGUGUGAAGUGAGGAGAGCAGCCGUAGGAUCAUGGCCCUGCACAUCCUCCACCAGUGCUCCCGGGGGUUCAGUCCUGCCCGGGUUUGUGUGCGCUUCUCCGGCCUCUCCGCGCGCGCACAGCCGCAUCUGCAGCGCGUGCACAGGUUCAUCCACCGCACGAGUCACGGCUCCGGAGAGUCCAGCUCCAGCUCCAGACUGUGGCUCUACGGGCUCUGUGGGCUCGGGCUCGGGGGCGCUGUCACCUUUGCAGUGGCUCUUAAGUCCCGCAGAGAUUUAGCGGAGAGUCCCGGGGAUUGUGAGCGGACAGAUGCUGCAGGAUACAGAGGAGCCGUGGAGACGAGCCGAGAGCUGCUGCAGCGGAUCCAGGUCAGUGUGGAGGUGGGAGCUCCGGGGCUGGUGGUGGGAGUCUCUGUGGACGGUGUGCAGGUUUGGGCUGAAGGAAUUGGAUUUGCAGACCUGGAGAACCGUGUGCCUUGUACACCUGACACUGUGAUGCGCAUCGCGAGUAUCAGUAAACCUCUGACCUCUGCAGCUGUGGCGCGUUUGUGUGAAGAAGGAAAACUGAAGCUGGACGAACCUGUGCAGACGUACGUCCCCGAGUUCCCCAAGAAACAGUUUGAGGGUCAAGAGGUGACCAUAACCUCACGGAUGCUCCUGUCUCAUCUGAGCGGGAUUCGACACUACGAGAAGGACGCAAACAAGGUGAGAGAAGAACGAGAGAAAGCUAAGAACAAAAUAAAACGAAAAGAAGACGAGAAGGAGGAGAAGAAGGAGAAGCAGGGGCAGAAGAAGCCGACGCAGAAGAAAAGCGAGUUUGAGCUGGAGGAGUAUUACCUCAAAGAUCACUACAACAGUGUCAUCGAGGCACUGGACCUUUUCAAAGACGAUCCUCUCAUUUUCAAACCAGGCACCACAUUCCUGUACUCCACUCACGCCUUCACCCUGCUCAGCGCUGUGGUGGAGAGAGCCGCUGCAGUGCCCUUUCUCGACCACAUGGGGGCGAUGUUCCGUGAGAUGGGCAUGUUCCACACUGUGCCAGAGCUGAACGAAACCAUCAUCUACCACCGCUCCAGGUACUACCAUCUGAACAAAAACGGCCGCGUGGUGAACUGCCCGUACGUGGACAACUCUUACAAAUGGGCCGGAGGAGGCUUCCUGUCGACCGCCGGGGACCUGCUCCGGUUCGGAAAUGCUCUUCUGUACAGUUAUCAGAUCACGCAGCUCAAGGACACGGAGGGGAUGCUGCCCGGCUUUCUCAAACCGCACACCGCUCGGGAACUGUGGACCCCCGUGAAGAACACAGAAGUAAGCUGGGAUAAAGACGGACAAUACGCGCAGGCUUGGUUAGUUGUGGAGGAAGAGCAGAAGUACGGGCAGUGCAGGAAGCGCAGGCACUACGUCUCGCACACGGGGGGCGCUGUAGGGGCCAGCAGCGUGCUCUUGGUGUUACCUGCGGAGAGAUUGGAGCAGUGCGAAGGGAAGAAGCAGCUGCCUCAAGGUGUGGUGGUCACUGUUAUUAUGAAUAUGCAGUCUGUGGGUUUGAACAGGACCGCACUGGCCAUUGCGCACGAGUUUGACCGAGCCAGACUCCGACAGUGAACUCCUCAGUGACUGCGAUUACAUGCUCUUGAGUAUCCCGGUUAUCAGUCUUAUCCCGUUUAUGAGAGUAUUCUGGAUUUGGUGUUUACCUGCGCUCAGAGAAACCAGGAUGCUCAUGUCCGUGUGUUCGUGAGGAAUCAGAGUAUCCUGGAUAUUUACACUGUUUACUGUGGUAACUAUGGCACAGAUAGAAGGAGCUAAACAUGGAAAAAUUUUAGGUAAUUUAAAGUUUUUUAACAAGUUUUUAAUGACAAAAAAGAAGACAUACAUUCAAGUAAGAACAUGUACCGUAUUUUUCGGACUAUAAAUCACCCCAGAGUAUAAGUCGCACCAGCCAAAAAAUGCGCAAUGAAGAAGAAAAAAAACACAUAAGUCGCACUUUUUGGGGAAAUGUAUUUUCGAAAAUCAGAGACCAGGAACCGACAUUUCAUCUUGAAAGGGAAGUUCUAGUAAAAACAAUAGAAUAGAGAACAACAGACUGAACAGGCGUUAAUAUGUUAAUGUAACAUAUUAACAGUUCUUCAGAUAAUUAUAGCAUAAACAACAGAACAUAAUUUUUCCAAACUCUCCAUCUCACUCCAAAUCACUAAAUCCACUGAAUUCUUCAUCCUCUGUGUUACUUCUGGGUGACCUCCGGAGGUAAUUCAAAGAUCCAUGAGGUAAACAGAGCGCCGCUUCCUCUUCUGUGUAGCUGUCGUCAGACUCAGCAUCAGUUCCAGUUAGAAUUAUUCCGGCCUUUUUGAAUCCAGACAGGAUGGUUUCGGUGUCACUGAAGUCCAGGCUUUGUCCAUCCAUCCAGUGACUUCAAGGAAAGUUUCAUGGUGCAUCCUCCCAGUUGCCAUGAAGUUGUGUUCUUCAUCCCUGCUUUCCUUCAGUCCCUCACAAGUUUCUCGCUCACUCCAAACUUUCUUUCUGCUGCUCGAUUACCAUUUUGGCUGAAUAUUUCACUAUUUGCAGCGAGACAGUGACUUUUUCUGCAGGAGACAUGCGCAGUAUAGCCAAGUGACAGUGGUAUAGGAGGAACAGGAGCAGCAGAUACUCACACACAAGACUAGAGCUUCUCGCAGCUGGCAGUGUGAAAAUUUCAAUAUAUAAGUCGCAGGAAACACCCAAACCAUGAAAAAAGUGUGACUCAUAGUACGAAAAAUGCGGUACUUACUUGAAUAACAAAAAAGAAGACAUACAUUCAAGUACUUAGACUAUUUCCUGACAACUAUGACACAGAUACGACGAGAUGUUAAACAUGUAGAAACUUAAGGUAAUUUGAGGUUUUUUAACAAGUUUCUAAUAAUAAAAAAGAAGACAUACAUUCAAGGAAGAAUAUGAGACUGUAGAGCAGCACCAGUUUGGUUCAAGAGCAACACAAACCACCACAAAGAUGAGCCUGGUGUUAAAAUGUGACUGUUAGGGAUGUAACAAUAACCAAAAUAUCGUGAUAUUGUAUCGUCAGAGUUCUCAAAAUAAUAUCGUGGACCAUCACAAUAUAUUGAAUUAUGAGUCUCUUUGCUUAAAUGAAGAGUUAUGGUGCAGCAAUAGCUCAAAAAACAGAGGAAACUACAUAGACCAUGAUCCUUUGCUCCAUUUCAAUGCAGACCACAAGAAGAAAUAACAAUUCUAAGCACUUUUCUUUGGAUUAAAUCUUGUCAAGGCAUUUUAAGAGGAAAAAGUAGUAUAUUAACAGGUUUACCUGUUUAGCCUCCACAAAAUAUCGCAAUAAAUAUCGUACCGUGAGAUGUAUAUUGUGAAAAUAUUGUACAGAGAGAUUUGGAUAUUGUUACAUCCCUAAUCGUGAGUCUCCCCAUCAAAUAUCGUACCUUGACGAUAUUGUAUCGUGAGACUUGGAUAUCGUUACACCCCUAGUGGCUGUAUUACACGGUAGAUUGCUUUAUUUUGUUUGUAAGUAUAAAAAGUCGUGGUAGGAGUUUGAGUCGUUUUGGGAAAGUAUCUGCUCCUAUUUUUUUCUGUUUCUUGAGUUCGCACAUGCUCAGUACAGCUCCAGUUUUGAGAAAUCAGGAUACUGCGUCUACAGGCCACAAUAUCCUGGAAACUCUCAGGAAAAACCCAGUUAGAGUAUCUUGGUUUCUCAUCACCGGGACACUGGCUCAUCCAGGAGACUGAAAUCAGGAUACUGCGUUUACAUGGACACACACAAAACCAGGAUACUCCAAAAAACCGAUCAUAACCACGAGACAAAGCGCAUGUAAACGCACUCAGGAGUGUGAGAUUGGUGUCCGUUAAAGCCAUCCGUACCACGCACAUCCACAUGUUCUUCCCUUGAAUGGAGCUCCACGGUGACCGGAACUAAAUUAUCCAUUCAUUUUUUUCAUAGACUUUCCAAAAAAAAAAAAAAAAGAUGUAUUAAGAGUUUGAAAGUUUGCUCUGUGGCAACUAAGAAGCACAAGACAUAAUGUUUUUAUUCAAAUCUGUUUCUGAAACUUUAUAAACUGCCAUGGUAUUAAAACAUUUCACAGAAUCUUGUGUUUUAAAGGUGCAUUGUGUAACUUUUUCUGGUGAGGGGUCUUGUUUCUAUGGAGAUGUCAUUGCUCUGCCUGGAAUGUUCCACAAUAAGAGCUGUUUAAAGUCAAUCUUACAUUUAUUCAAUUACAAGUGGUUUUAUAGCUCAAAAAUAUCUCGAAAAGCAACAUUCUGACUGUGAGCGGGGUCGCCUCUCCACAGAUCUGACCUGUAACUUGGUCUGGUUUGGUGUCUGUGAUGAUAGAAAGGUUUAAUGCCAUACUGUGAAACAUUCCAGACAAAGUUUGUGUAACCCCUGAGUCGUUCAGGUAGGAUCCAUAGCAAAGGAGAAAUUCUGUUCUGUCAACUGGAGAAAGUUACACAAUGCAUCUUUAAAACUUUAAAAACUCAGGGCUAGGGCUGGUCUCAUUAAGAAGCUGCUGAUACGAUACAUACCUCGAUACAGUGCACUUUUGAUACAGUACAAUGCAUUUCAAGUCGAUUCGAUACAGUUCAAUAAAAAAUAAAGGCUAAAUCGUGGCUGUGAUACUAGAAGUCUUCGUUAAACCAUUUCUUGUGCAAAGUUCACAUGAAACACAAACAUUUUAUUCAUGAAAAUGUCAAAUGUGUCGCAUAAACGAGUUUCCUUUCACUAAACAUGCACCUAAACUGUAGCUGUAACAAAAUAAUUGACUAAAAUAUACCAAAAAAUACUCUUAGAGAUAUAUCGAUGCAUCAGCCCACAAUAUCAAUACUGUAUGAUCACAUUAAACAUUACGAUAUUUCGAUAUUUCAGUGUUUUUGCUCACCCAUACUCAGGGCGAAUCAGGGAAAUGGGAACUAAUGAGCACAAGACUUAAAAAUUUGUUUCUGAUACUUAUAAACUGCCAAGGUAUUAAAACAUUUCACGUAAUAUUUGCAUUUUAAUUUGCUUUUUGUACUUAAAACAUUUGCGUUAUGUAUAUUAGUUAGUAUGUAGCUUGUUGGCUUCCGCUGUUAAUAUUUUAAAUCUUGGAAAAGUCUGUGAAAAAAAUGAAUGGAAAAUUUACUUCUGAAGAGCAGGCGGUCACUGUUGAGCUCCACACAGCGCAUGGCCAUAAUCUUAUUUUUAUAACAAGAUGGACUGUAAAAUUGUGUUUUUAGUAAUUAUUGUAAUGACUUUCUGUGCCAUAAAACUCUAAGAAAAUCUGAUUUCUCAUGGAUUGCCAAUUUUCAACUUUUUAAUAAAAUUAUGUUUUUA
Molecule: messenger RNA, 5352 nt
Organism: Boleophthalmus pectinirostris (great blue-spotted mudskipper)
Lineage: Eukaryota; Metazoa; Chordata; Actinopteri; Gobiiformes; Gobiidae
Gene: lactb
Product: lactamase, beta
Exons: 6
Coding region: 90-1658 (522 amino acids)
Source: RefSeq, a predicted model, not a curated record